Molecule: messenger RNA, 456 nt
Organism: Drosophila biarmipes
Lineage: Eukaryota; Metazoa; Arthropoda; Insecta; Diptera; Drosophilidae
Source: RefSeq, a predicted model, not a curated record
AUGCAAAUUAACGCUCGAGAUGGGAUUCAAAUGAAAAAUGCUCCUGGCAAAAAUAGAAUAUUGAUGUUAUCCCCAACUAGACCAGUUAGUUGCUGUCGUUGUGUGGUUAUCAAUAUGGCCAAUAUUCCAAUUCAUAGCACACCCACACACCAGCUGUGAUACAAAGAGCUACACUCGCAUAUUGUAUCUGCAUUUAUGAAAACGCCACAGUUCGGGUGGGGGACUAUCAAAAUGCAUGCCAAGAGGCAAACAACAAAACCGGGCUACACGGGAUGCCGCAACAUGGCAAACAUGAAACCGAAACCGAAAACUGUAACUAAAACUGCGGAGAAAAUCACCUCCCAGGCCACCCACACAAAUGCUUACUCUAGGCGGCCAAAAUUGAAACAAAAAAACCCAGAACGGGCGAAAUUUGCAUGCAUAUUUACAAACUUUCGUUCGGAAAAGUCAGACUGA